Lathyrus oleraceus (garden pea) is the source of this 1261-nucleotide messenger RNA. Its product is annotated as vestitone reductase. Lineage: Eukaryota; Viridiplantae; Streptophyta; Magnoliopsida; Fabales; Fabaceae. Gene Ontology annotation, molecular function: oxidoreductase activity, acting on the CH-OH group of donors, NAD or NADP as acceptor. The record is from RefSeq and is a predicted model, not a curated record. Bases 11 to 1072 code for a protein of 353 amino acids. The transcript is spliced from 4 exons.
AUACAUCUGUAUGAACAUCAACAUUCAUACAAAACUAACUAACACAAAACAUAAGAGUGAAAAAACAUUUUGCAAGAAAAGUGUGAUAAUGGCAGAAGGAAAAGGAAGAGUUUGUGUAACAGGAGGUACAGGUUUUAUUGGUUCAUGGAUCAUCAAGACACUCCUUGAAGAUGGUUACACUGUUAAUACCACUGUUAGAGCUGAUCCAGGGAAAAAAAGAGAUAUAAGUUUUCUCACAAAUCUUCCCGGAGCAUCUGAAAAACUAAAAAUUUUCACGGCGGAUCUUAGCAAACCAGAAAGCUUCAACGAAGCAAUAGAAGGGUGCGUUGGAAUAUUCCACACCGCAACUCCGAUGGAUUUCACUGUGAGCGAACCAGAAGAAAUAGUGACAGAAAGAACCAUUGACGGAGCAUUAGGAAUUCUAAAAGCAUGCAAAAACUCAAAGACAUUAAAGAGAGUUGUUUACACUUCAAGUGGUUCAGCUGUUUAUUAUCAAGAAAAAGAAGAUGAUGUAAUGGAUGAAAGUUAUUGGAGUGAUGUUAAUCUUCUAAGAAAAUUGAAGCCAUUUGCUUGGUCAUAUGUAGCUUCUAAGACUCUAGCUGAGAAAGCUGUUCUUGAAUAUGGAAAAGAAAAUGGGUUGGAUAUUGUGACUCUUAUACCAUCUUUUGUUGUUGGACCCUUCGUUUGCCCUAAGAUUCCUGGUUCUGUUUAUGCUUCACUGCCUUUCAUAUUUGGUGAUAUUGAGAAGAAAUUGAUGGCAUCUCGUAUGCAUAUGGUGCAUGUUGAUGACGUGGCACGAGCACAUAUAUUCUUACUUGAACAUCCUAAUCCAAAAGGGAGAUUUAAUUGUUCACCAUUCAUUGCAACUUAUGAUGAAAUAAUUGACAUUAUUUCUUCAAAAUACCCUGAAUUUCAAAUUCCAAAAUCCAAAGUGCUUAUGGGAGCUAAAGGUCCUAUGCUUCCACAUUUAACCUCAAAGAAAAUCAUGGAUGCUGGAUUUGAGUUCAAGUAUAGCAUUGAAGAAAUGUUUGAGGAUACAAUUGAGUGUUGCAAGGGAAAGGGUUUCCUUUAAACCAUGGAAUUAACAAGAUGUUUGAUAAUAAUUAAUAGUAAAUGAUAGUAUGUUACUAUUUAAUAUUUGAGUUAUUUGUAAUUUAGACAAAUAAAUUUGUAUACUUUAUAAUUCGAAUACGUAAUAAAACCACGGUGCAAUUAGAUGAAAAGUCAAAAGAAUACUUCAAUAGUUCAAUGACUGAGAAAA